Trichosurus vulpecula (common brushtail) is the source of this 1059-nucleotide messenger RNA. It is a transcript of the gene MESP2, whose product is annotated as mesoderm posterior bHLH transcription factor 2. Lineage: Eukaryota; Metazoa; Chordata; Mammalia; Diprotodontia; Phalangeridae. Bases 1 to 1059 code for a protein of 352 amino acids. The record is from RefSeq and is a predicted model, not a curated record. Gene Ontology annotation, molecular function: DNA-binding transcription factor activity, RNA polymerase II-specific; RNA polymerase II cis-regulatory region sequence-specific DNA binding; protein dimerization activity. The transcript has 2 exons. Gene Ontology annotation, biological process: heart morphogenesis; regulation of transcription by RNA polymerase II; somite rostral/caudal axis specification. Gene Ontology annotation, cellular component: nucleus.
AUGGCUAACUCUCCUCGACAGCAAUUCCCCAGGCAGGAGGAUUGGCUGCUACCCCAGGACUGGGGCUGGGGCUGGGGAAGCCACUCGGACUCAACCUCCCCUGCCUCCUCUUCUGAUUCCUAUAGCUCAUCUCCAUCCUAUGGACACCCAAGCACUACAGAAAGCCUUCCCCAACCUCUGGCCUGCCACACUCAAGAGACCCCUACAUCUGUCCCUUUCCAAAGUAACAGGAAGGAACGAGGUGGUACAGCCAAUGGGCAGAGGCAGAGUGCCAGUGAGCGUGAGAAGCUGAGGAUGCGCAACCUCUCCCGGGCCUUGCAUGAUCUGCGGCGCUAUCUGCCACCCUCAGUGGCGCCUGUUGGACAGAGUCUGACUAAGAUUGAGACCCUGCGGCUGGCUAUCCGCUACAUUGGUCACCUGUCAGCUCUUCUGGGACUCAGUGAAGAGAGCCUAAGGUGCCGGAGGAGGGAAGGGGCAAUGCAGUGCUGCCCACUCUGUCCUGACAGGCUAGGCUGCUGUCCAAAUCGGACCCAGAGCCUCAGCCCAGUCUCCCAAGCUCCCAGGACCUACUCUCCCCAGCUUCCUGAAGCCUGGGGGUCCCCACUUUCCUGCCCGUUAGUUCUGCCCCAGCCCAAGCAGUGUGGGGAGCAGAAUCUCAAUGCCAUGUCUUGGGGUUCACCUUCUUGCUGCUUGGGAUCACCAACCAGACUAGACCUGCCUGGAGAAAGACAUCAAGCUGCAGAAUUUGGGAAUCCUUCCCCAGCCUGCCCUGGAACACAGACCCCACCCAAGUUAAGCUGGGAAAAAGCCACUGAACCUGCUUCCUGGGCAAUAUCUCCACACUCCUCUGAGUUGACUACUCUAUACCAGGUCAUCUCCACCUCUCCGGAACCCAGUUUGCCAGCUAUCACAGGACCUUUCCAGUCACAGCCCACACUCCAGAGAUGUCAGCCAGAGCUGCCAGUGCAGUGGGGUUGCUGGGGUUACAAUGGCCUGGCUUCCCCGCAGGAAACAGACCCUUCACUUGUGUUCAGAGAGGACAGGUUGCCUGAGUGCUGA